UGAGAGUAGCGCGAUGGGAGACAGAGAGAGUAGCGAGAUAGGAGAGAGACAGAGUAGCGCGGCGGGAGAGAGAGAGAGUAGCGAGAUGGGAGAGAGAGAGAGAGAGAGAGAGAGAGAGAGAGAGAGAGAGAGAGAGAGAGAGAGAGAGAGAGAGAGAGAGAGAGAGAGAGAGAGAGAGAGAGAGAGAGAGAGAGAGAGAGAGAGAGAGAGAGAGAGAGAGAGAGAGAGAGAGAGAGAGAGAGAGAGAGAGAGUAGCGAAAUGGGAGAGAGACAGAGUAGCGCGGCGGGAGAGAGAGAGAGAGAGAGGAGCGCGGCGAGAGAUAGAGAAAGUAGUGCGAUGGGAUAGAGAGCAGCGUGAUGAGAUGGGAG
This is a messenger RNA of Closterium sp. NIES-67, 369 nucleotides long. The record is from the annotation of a GenBank genome assembly. Lineage: Eukaryota; Viridiplantae; Streptophyta; Zygnematophyceae; Desmidiales; Closteriaceae.